Molecule: messenger RNA, 1303 nt
Organism: Ooceraea biroi (clonal raider ant)
Lineage: Eukaryota; Metazoa; Arthropoda; Insecta; Hymenoptera; Formicidae
Gene: mRpL44
Product: mitochondrial ribosomal protein L44
Biological process (GO): RNA processing
Molecular function (GO): double-stranded RNA binding; ribonuclease III activity
Source: RefSeq, a predicted model, not a curated record
CUCGCUAAAUAUUGCGAAAUCAUAACCUCAUAACGCGGUGUUUCGAUUGCAUGAUAACCUAAAUCGGCGAGUUAGCUCAGGGAUUUUUCGGCAUUGGUAUUUGCUGACAAUCAGCUUUUUCGAAAUACUUCGGAUAAUUGCAUUGUCCGAGCAUGAAUUCCUUACGUUCGUGUGUUAAAACCAUUAUUCUGAGCAAAGGAGUGCAUCGUAUAAAUUACGAAGGUCAGAGAAGCGUUAAGAGAUGGGUGUCUGCGGUAGAGAAAGACAUAGCCAAGCGCAAGAGGAGGUUACCUCGGCCACCGGUACCAAAGCGCAGCACUUUCCUGGACUGGAAUCGAUCCGGAGAAAUUUUCGCGUUUAACACAAGGUUAUCCGAGAGCUUCGACACCGAGAAAUUGGAGCGGGCCUUCACUCACAGAUCGUACAUUUUUCAAGAAGAACAACGGCAGAAAGAAAUGGGUAUAGAGGAUCCCAAUCUCAACAUACAAGACAAUCAAGAGCUCAUAAUGAGAGGCGAGAAGCUUACGUCAGAAAUUGUACUGAAGUAUUUAACCCAGGUCUUGCCACAGGCACCUGAAGACGUCGUAAUUUCACUGCACGAUUAUCUUCUCUCGGAAGACAUCUUAGCUAAAGCAUCUAAGCAUAUCGGAACCAGAGAUAUUAUCUUAACCGAGGAACAUCCAGUGGCACGAAGAACCUUAGCCGACACAUUUCUCGCGCUUGUCGCGGCACUCGCGGACAGUGUAGACGCGAAUCACGCGGCAAAGUUCGUUCGAGAUUUCCUGGUUGUGAUACUAGCCGAGAAGGACCUGACGGAGAUCUGGACUCCACCUCAGCCUACCGAAGUUUUGGACGCUGUUUUGGCGAAACAAGAUAGAUCGCUGUGUGAACCUAGGCUCAUCGCGCACACGGGACAGAGUACGCUUUUAGUGGUGUAUCAUGUAGGAAUGUACUCUGAUAAGCAAUUCCUAGGAUCAGGAUUUGGUCAAACGAUUCAGGAAGCCAAGGACGUAGCUGCCAUGAAUAUUUUAAGCCGAAUGUUUGGUCUGUCAGACUCGAGUAAUCCAAUGAAAUUCAACCAAGCGGUGAAUGUGAACGAAUGAGAGAACGAAAGAAGCCUUAUUUAUUAGAAAAAUAAAGUCUUUAGUGCAGCAAUGCAUCUGUUAACAGUCAUCUUGCAAACAAACUUUUAAAUAUUGUACAAACCGUUUUUAACGCAUCGCCCGUUAAGUUUAUUCGCAUUUGUGUGCCUAUCGUGAAUUUACUGCGUGUAUAUAAAAUAAAAAUAAAAAUUAUACAAUUA